Molecule: messenger RNA, 402 nt
Organism: Owenia fusiformis
Lineage: Eukaryota; Metazoa; Annelida; Polychaeta; Sabellida; Oweniidae
Source: the annotation of a GenBank genome assembly
AGGCAAUACACCAUCGUGAAGCGCAAUCUGAUGUUGGCGCUCGUCCCAACAUUGACCGCAGUGCCUGUAGCAAUGGCAGUGAACAUUUUAACUUACAACAACCAAAUAAAAGUCACCCACAAUCCCAAAGUCAGGCAAUACACCAUCGUGGAGCACAAUCUGAUGUUGGCGCUCGUCCCAACAUUGACCACUAUGCCCAUGACAACACGGUGCUCCAAUCAGAUCACUGCAGCUCUAGUGAUGGAAACGGUGUUCACUCCCUAAAUGAAAGACCCUCUGGAAUAUCAUUUACAGAUGAUUCUGGUGCAGUGAACCAUGCAACCAGUCUCCCACCAACUUCUAACUCUGUCAAUGCGGGGAAGAAAAAAUUACUGAAGCGAAAAAAGGACAAAAAGAGAUGCC